AUGGUCCUGGUCAUGAAACUUCUGUUCCUCACCUGCCUAUGGCCAACAGCAGUGCUACACAGUUCUCACAGUCAGCAUCACCGUCUUCAUCAUCGGCAACAAAUGUCAUUCUCAAGGAAACAUAACAGCAAACGAGAAAUUAAAAUGAGGAAACUUGACAGCACAAAGGUCCGACCACUUAAAACUGAGCAGCUUCUUCACAUAGAGGACCAUGACUUUGCACUGAGACCUGGAUUUGGAGGGUCACCAAUACCUGUGGGCAUUGAUGUGCAGGUGGAGAGCAUUGACAGCAUAUCUGAAGUUGACAUGGACUUCACAAUGACUUUGUAUCUCAGACACUACUGGAAGGAUGAGAGACUCUCAUUCCGUAGCAACAAAAACAAAAGUAUGACUUUUGAUGGACGGCUGAUAAAAAAAAUCUGGGUACCUGAUGUGUUUUUUGUGCACUCCAAAAGAUCUUUCAUCCAUGAUACAACUGUGGAAAACAUCAUGCUCAGAGUGUACCCUGAUGGCAACGUCCUCUUCAGUCUGAGAAUAACAGUUUCUGCUAUGUGCUUCAUGGAUUUCAGUAGAUUUCCUCUGGACACACAGAACUGUUCUUUAGAACUGGAAAGCUAUGCAUACAAUGAAGAUGAUCUCAUGUUGUACUGGAAACAUGGCAACAAGUCCCUGAGCACAGAUGAGCACAUCUCCCUCUCCCAGUUCUUCAUUGAGGAAUUCAGUGCUUCCAGUGGACUUGCUUUUUACAGCAGUACUGGUUGGUACAAUCGGCUUUUUAUCAACUUUGCACUCCGCAGACAUAUUUUCUUUUUUGUGCUGCAAUCCUAUUUCCCAGCCAUGCUGAUGGUCAUGCUGUCUUGGGUUUCCUUUUGGAUUGAUAGAAGAGCUGUUCCUGCCAGGGUGUCAUUAGGUAUAACUACAGUGCUGACAAUGUCAACCAUCAUGACAGGAGUAAGUGCCUCAAUGCCUCAAGUGUCUUACAUAAAGGCUGUGGAUGUGUAUUUAUGGAUCAGCUUCCUUUUUGUCUUCCUGUCAGUCAUCGAGUAUGCAGCAGUGAACUAUCUCACCACAAUUGAAGAGAGAAAACAACUCAAAAAAAGGGGCAAGGCUUCAGGAAUGUACAGCAUGGAUGCAGUGCAAGCAAUGGCUUUUGAUGGCUGCUUCCAUGACACAGAUGUGGACAUGGACCUGACUCCCUUCCCAGACCCCUGUGAGGAGAGUGAGACCAGGACAAGCCAAACCAACAUCUCCAAUGAGGACACACCUCGCUUGAAGAGGAAGAGAUCUCUGAAGGGAAACGUGGGCAGGAUUAUUUUACAGAACAAUCACGUUAUUGACACGUAUUCCAGGAUUAUAUUUCCCAGUGUAUAUAUUGUGUUCAACUUUUUUUACUGGGGUUUGUACAUAUGA
This is a messenger RNA of Ficedula albicollis (Collared flycatcher), 1410 nucleotides long. RefSeq names its product gamma-aminobutyric acid type A receptor rho3 subunit (gene GABRR3). Gene Ontology annotation, biological process: chemical synaptic transmission; signal transduction; regulation of membrane potential. The coding region runs from base 1 to 1410 and encodes 469 amino acids. The transcript has 9 exons. Lineage: Eukaryota; Metazoa; Chordata; Aves; Passeriformes; Muscicapidae. The record is from RefSeq and is a predicted model, not a curated record. Gene Ontology annotation, cellular component: neuron projection; synapse; GABA-A receptor complex. Gene Ontology annotation, molecular function: GABA-A receptor activity; extracellular ligand-gated monoatomic ion channel activity; neurotransmitter receptor activity.